Molecule: messenger RNA, 620 nt
Organism: Rhipicephalus sanguineus (brown dog tick)
Lineage: Eukaryota; Metazoa; Arthropoda; Arachnida; Ixodida; Ixodidae
Product: small ubiquitin-related modifier-like
Exons: 5
Coding region: 209-529 (106 amino acids)
Biological process (GO): protein sumoylation
Cellular component (GO): nucleus; PML body
Molecular function (GO): protein tag activity; ubiquitin-like protein ligase binding
Source: RefSeq, a predicted model, not a curated record
AAGCCACCGAAGCUUGCACGCCAUUCGCCACCACGAGCACGGGGGCAGCACCGUGCGGGAGGCAGCGGCAAAGACGGCAUCCGCAGUGUGUGUUGUGCGCGUUCUCGGCGGCGGCCGUUUGGAGUGUAUCCGGUUGGCUUAACUCGACGGUUCGCCGUACAGUUGCGUUGUUUGGACCUCUGCAACAGCGCUGCAAGUUUUAAGCACCAUGUCCGAUGCCAAUCAGGACCCCAAGCCCGAGGGCGCCGACUGCGAGUACAUCAAAUUGAAGGUGGUAGGCCAGGAUGGCAAUGAGAUCCACUUCAAGGUGAAGAUGACCACACAGAUGGGGAAGCUAAAGAAGAGCUACAGUGAAAGAGUGGCUAUGUCGGUAUCAUCCCUCCGCUUCCUGUUUGAUGGGAAGCGCAUCAACGAUGACGAAACACCCAAACAGUUGGAAAUGGUCAACGACGACGUCAUAGAAGUGUACCAGGAGCAGACGGGGGGUGGUCUACGGAUAGCAGCAGCCGUACUGCGACCUUCUUCCUGAGUCAAGCGUCCCCUUGCAGCAGCGUGCGCGUGCACACACACAGACAUUCACCUAACAUUGUCAUCUAAUAAACCCCCCUCAUAUUCAGUCA